Molecule: messenger RNA, 1794 nt
Organism: Lasiosphaeria miniovina
Lineage: Eukaryota; Fungi; Ascomycota; Sordariomycetes; Sordariales; Lasiosphaeriaceae
Product: histidine phosphatase superfamily
Exons: 4
Coding region: 388-1710 (440 amino acids)
Source: RefSeq, a predicted model, not a curated record
AGCUUUCUCUGUCAUUCUUGUUGGUUAAAUUCAUCUGAUCUAUUGUGUCAUGCACCUCACCUCACCUCUACGGGCUGCAUCGCUCUCACUUUCCUCACACGAGGGAAGGUCCAUAUAUACAGACCUUAACCUUCCUUGCCCGCCUUUCUUUUCACCUUGAUGCCUUUUUACACGAAAUAAACCUCUUGAUCUAACAAACUGCCCAGCCGUCCAUCAGCCGUACCUCGGCACGGAACCGGAACAUAACCCCCCCAAAAAAGCAUGGACAGUCCGACAGCCGGCUUCUUGGUACUCUGCGUGUUCGGAGCCCGAAAACCCAUUCGUAUUUUCCUCGUCUAACAACCGAACAAGCCUGCCUGGUUCCGUCUCCAGAGCACCAGACACAAAAUGCUCGAGGUCAUCUACGUGACCCGCCACGGGUUUCGGUCCAACUGGCUCGUUGACCCUGCGAGCGGCACCUACACAGCCGCCAUUCGGUCACCCACGGGAGGCCCUGCAGAUCCCGCCUUGACAGCACACGGUGUGGAUCAGGCCAGAGAGCUGGCCGGGCGCCUGGCUGCUGCGGACCCGCCCAUACGGCGCGUCUACUCGAGUCUGUAUUACCGCUGUCUUCAGACUGUAGAGCCCUUUGUGCGGACUGCAGGACAGGCUGCAGUGGUGACGAAGGAAAUAACAUCCGCAGAGGACGGCAGCCAAAGCUACAACGAUGGCACAAAAUUAACAACUGCGGCAGCAGCGGCGCCCGAAACAACAGGAGAGACAGGAUCUGACAAGGCGGCAGCAGCCUUUUUCGGCUUGAAGAUCCGCGGGGAGACUGGAUUAGGCGAGUGGUACGGCUCGGCGAGCUUCGAGCACCCCACUCCGGCUGCCCGCUCGAAGCUCGAUGCUCUCUUCCCGGCCCUGCUCGAUCCGGAUUACAGGCCGGCACUGGUACCGACGCGUACGGGCGAGAGCAUUGCCGAGCUGCACGACCGCGUCGCGGCCACCAUGGACGCACUCGUUGCCAACUGCGACCGCGAGGGUGUCCGGGCUGUGCUGCUCUGCUCGCACGCUGCAGUCGUCAUCGCCCUCGGCCGCGUCCUCACGGGUGCUAUGCCCGAUUGUGUCGAAGCCGAGGACUUCCGCGCCUUCACCUGCGGGUUGAGUGUCUACCGUCGAAAGACGACAAAGGGAAGAAGACAGAGCAGCCGCAGUAACAGUGGCGACGGUGCAUUAGCAGGGCAUGCAGUGGAAAUUAUUGGCCCAUCAAGCAGCCAGGUCGGAGGUAACAUCGGCCAGUCGAAAGCCCAACCUGCUGCCGUUGCUGCCUCUGCUGGGAGUUGGCGCGGCGGGUGUGUGGACAGCCGUGACAUAGACAGGAGCGAGAGCAGAAACAAUAGCGGCGGUCCAACAACCGCCGGUGUACGCAAUUCAGCAGAUCUUAAGAUCCCCAGUGGUCUCAGAUGGCGAGACGGCCGAGGGGUAAGGGGGGGUUGGGACUGCGAGCUGAACAGCGACUGCAGUCACCUCUCUGGAGGGGAGGAAAGAGGCUGGCGGUUCUCAGGCGACGAGUCCUUCAAGGAUGCCGGCAAGAGCAUCCUAGAUGCAGGUAUGGAGUUGGGGGUUGUCGUAGAAGGCGGCAAGGGUGAAGACAGCAAAAGAAACAACGACGGCGGAGGCGUCAGUGGCGGGCGAGGGUCCCGGAAAGACCCGGGGGGCUCUCGCCUCUGAUGUCCCACGUCUCGUGCGAAUGACACCGUGUAGAUUGAUGGCUCUACUUACCUUAUGCAGCUAAUAUACACACAUGAUUUCGGG